UCUGCUGAGGUGUCAGUGCCACGUGCACCUCAGUCGGCUGGCGACUCUCAGAGUUGUAAUACUCACACUGCCUUCCUCCUUCCUGCACCACGAACACGGCAAGACUGCCGAAGCGUGAUCGCUCAGUCGAGAGUUCAAUUCCUGACGAGCUUCAUGCUUGAUCAGCUGUCUCAUUGGACUGACCUUGAAGUUUCAGCAACUUCGAACGCGAUCGAAGAGAGGCGUGUGAGACAGAUCCAGUGUUUACUCUUCACUCUUGAGUUUCAACGGAAUCUGCAAACAGGACAGAUUCAGAGCGUCUCGAACCUUUGGUUCAGGCAUGGAGUCGCUUAGUAGCACUCGUCCGCUAGCUGAAUCUUUCAAAUCGGUGUACUCGAAUCCGGAGCAUAUCGACUAUGCUGUGAUCGAUACAUUCACAAAUUCUGCAUUUUCAGGCAAUCCGGCAGCUGUGAUUCUUCUCCCCGAAUUCAGAGAUACAAAAUGGAUGCAGUCCGUUGCUGCAGAGUUCAGCCUCCCUGUAACCUGUUUUCUCGUGAGAAAAGACACGAAGUUAGUGGAAGGUGAUAAGGUGACCCCUGAAGAUGAGUUACCAAGUAAGAAGCUAGAAGUUACCACUUCUUUUGAUUCAAAAACCGAGGCUAGUGAAGACAGUGAUAUGACAGAGAAGGAGACGAAUGCCUCUGCAUCGGAAACUGACCUGAAGCAUGUAAUUCAUGAAUACGACAUUCGCUGGUACACUCAGUUCUCAGAGGCUGAUCUUUGUGGACACGCUACAUUAGCAGCUUCUUAUUUGCUCUAUGAAACUGGCUUAAUCGGUAAAAAAGACACUAUAUUCUUCCACACCAAGUCUGGUCUCUUAUCGGUGCGUACGGUGGGACCUAAAGACAGUGAUGCUCAAUCUUCUUCCGCGGAUGGCAGAAAGUUACCAACCGAAGACAUGAUCGAGCUGAAUUUUCCGUGGGUCACAACAACUCCUUCUCCGUUCUCCUCAGUAGAGAAGCUCACUCAAACACUGAAGAAUGUGGAAGUUGUUGCCGUUUCCAAAGCAUCUCACAAGUUGAUUAUUGAAUUGGCUUCGAGGGAGGACUUGGACAAGCUGAGUCCCAAUAUGCAGGAGUUACUCAGCUGUGAUAGUGACGCCCUAUUUGCAACAGCACCUGGUGGACCCGUGUCUGAAUUUGACUUUGCGUCCCGCUGCUUCUUCCCAAAGGUUGGGUUGGAUGAGGAUCCUGUUUGUGGGAGUGCCCAUUGUGCUCUAGGGCCGUAUUGGUCUACGAAGCUUGGAAAAGAUAACUUGCUGGCUUAUCAGGCUUCGAAAAGAGGAGGAAUACUCGGUCUUCAAGUUGAUAAGAAAAUUGGCAGAGUCUACAUUAGAGGUCAAGCAACUAUGGUGAUGGCUGGGGUACUUGUAAAAUAGUGGUGAAACAAUGAGUCACCUUCUUAAAUCUUGGCAUGUAUAGAUUAAACUCAUUUCAUGAGAGUAUCAGUUUCCGAGGACUUUAUAGAACAAAGUGAUACAUAAUCUUUUGACUUGAGGCCUGAACAAGGGAAACGUCUGCACAGUUUUGUGGUGCUUGUGCAUAUUUCUUGAGAUUCGAGCCUUCGUCUGCCUAGAAGGCAAUUGGCUAUUCUAUAAGCAUUUCUUUGGAUCUACCAUCCAUCAUGGUUAUCUGAGCAGCUAUAUGAAUAAUUAGAACAGAUUACUAUGAUUAAUCAAAUCAA
Messenger RNA from Marchantia polymorpha subsp. ruderalis, 1722 nucleotides. The record is from the annotation of a GenBank genome assembly. NCBI's taxonomy places the organism in Eukaryota, Viridiplantae, Streptophyta, Marchantiopsida, Marchantiales, Marchantiaceae.